Messenger RNA from Metarhizium acridum CQMa 102, 420 nucleotides. RefSeq lists its product as uncharacterized. The record is from RefSeq and is a predicted model, not a curated record. Lineage: Eukaryota; Fungi; Ascomycota; Sordariomycetes; Hypocreales; Clavicipitaceae.
AUGAAGUUCCUCCAGGCAGUGGCUGUUGCCAUUAUUUACGCUCAGGGGUCGCUCUCUGUGCCCGCAAGCCCCGAAGCGGAAUGCGGAUCGCUGGGAGUCAUGAAGGUUGACCCAGCCGAGCUCCCAGAGGGCGUCAACGCCUCCCAGGUCCGCAAGUGCCUCGGCCACCCGGAGGGACACGGAACCGGCCGUGACGGAAAACAGCUAUUUGCGCGCGCGUGCGAGUUUAAAUCGGCCUGGGGAUGCAGCCAUGGCGGCUACUGCUGGAAAGCCUGCGACGACGAGAACAACGGAAAAUGGUGCUGGACGGCUGAAAACUCGGGCUAUGGCCCGUGGAUUCGAUGUGCGUCUUACCAAGACUGCGAGAGGAGUACGCCCUGUGGCCAAGGGAAGUGCGACGAGUGCGGAUGUGGCUGCUAG